UCAUUUAAAGGAUUGAUCUCCACCCCAAGAAUGUGCUGCAGGAGAUGGGACUUUAGUGUGUCAUUCUGCUCUCAACGUUUGCUGUUCGCUCUAAAUGGUCCAUAUUGUCAAAUGAGAUUUUAGGUGCGUAUUUACAUCGAUCAAGAACAGAUUGAUUCUCUUCUCCCCGACUGUAACGAACAUUGCUUGCAAUCAUAGGGUCACGCAUCAGCUUGCCGCUUAACGCAUCAUUCAGAAUGGCUGGCAAGGCUCGUGGAUGUCAUAAAAUUCGGGGAGCUCAAAUUAGAGAUCUUCUCGAUUCCAAACACAACAUCUUGUUUGACUGCGAUGGGGUAAUUUGGAACGGUGAAAUAGUCGUAGCCGGUGCACCAGAAGUAGUGACUCUGCUCAAGCAACAAGGCAAACGGGUAUUUUUUGUCACCAAUAAUUGCACCAGGCCGAGAGAGAACUACGUACAGAAGUUUUCCAGACUGGGCUUCACUGAUGUCGCUGAAGAGGAGAUAUUUAGUUCUGCGUAUUGCUCUGCAGCUUACUUAAGAGAUGUAGCUAAGGUGCAAGGUAAGGUGUUCGUCAUCGGUUGUCACGGAGUGCAGAAAGAGCUCCAAGACGCCGGGGUCCCCACCGUGGAAGAUGUCAGUGACGCCCCCGACGUCAGUAUUUACAACUUUCCACUAGAGCCAGACGUGAAAGCAGUCCUCGUUGGAUACGACGAACGUUUUACUUUCAUGAAACUGGCUAAAGCCUGCUGUUAUCUGAGGAAUAGCGAAUGCCUGUUUCUGGCCACCGACCCUGACCCUUGGCACCCGCUCCGCGGGGGCAGAAUCACACCAGGUUCAGGAAGCCUCACAGCAGCCCUGGAGACGGCCAGCAGCCGUAAGGCCACGGUUAUUGGGAAGCCCAGUCGCUUCAUGUACGAGUGCAUCGCCAGCCAGUUUGACCUGGAUCCAGAGCGGUCGCUCAUGAUCGGGGACCGGCUGGAAACUGACAUUCUCUUCGGGGCCAACUGUGGUCUGGACACUAUGCUGACCCUCACCGGGGUGUCCACUCUGGAGGAGGCCCAGGAGUACCGGGACAGCGAGGCUCCAGAGAAGAAGGACUUUGUGCCUGAUUACGUGGUGGACACCAUUGGUGACUUCCUCGAAGCCCUGGAAGACUGAAGAAGGACCCUCAAGCCGCAGCCUGGACUGAGCCUGUAAUGAGACUUUGACACCAGUAAAUGACCGAUCUGAGGGUGCUUUUCCAAAGCCCUACAUAAAAAUUUUAAAAAAAAAUCUCCUUCAGUAUUAUCUGCAGUUUUUGCUCUGGUACUGCACUAGCGGUCCUGAAACCCUCACCAGGUAGAGAAAUGAAGCAAUUAACCUUUACACUAUUUAGUUCAGCCAUUCAAAUCACCACCGACCACAAGCAAUUGCAAAUGACAUCUUUGUGUGGAAUAACAGCUUGCUGGAUUAUAGGAGAGUAAUGGUGAUACAACAAAAAAUCAUAGCUAAUCCAGAUCACUUACAAUUUUAGAUGAUCCUAUUAGCCUGUCCAAAUGAUAAUCCCAGCCAACAUGAAGUGCCAACGACAGAAUGGACAUAAACAUUGCAAGCUGAAGCCGCACACAGCACCUCUUGUGAGGGAAUGGGAAUUCAGAGAAUUGAAAGUCAGACUAAAAGCAAGCAUGUGGAGCUAAACAUAGUCUGAACACGCAGGGUAGUGGUAAGGAUAUUAGCUUAAUUUUGUGUUUGCACAAAGGAUAUGGAUCUUUUUGGUAGGAUUUCCGAAGCCCCUAUCUUUUUAUCUAGUCACAUGGUGCUCAAACCUGUGCCUCGCCUCAUAAAACCGACUUCCCUAAGGUUUAGAGCACAUCUCGCCCCUUUUGCAAUUAAAUUGGUGUUACCAAGAGGUAAAAUUGAUCCCCUGUGUUGUUUGAUGUACUUGGUGUUUUAAUGUUGUGGAACAGACAUUUUCUCUCCAUGAAACGGGACCUCCUGGAACUGGAACUCAACCUCCUUGCGCACUGGCAAUGGCAAUCCACAACAAUGAGAUAACAUUUUACCCAAGAUAUUUCAGUGAAUUGUAAGUCUCCAUUACAUUCCACUCAUGCUAUUAGUUAAGCACAAACUAUUCACUUAACAUAUUGCAAUACUGCCUUUUAUUUACAAAUGAAAAACAAGCUGAUUCCACUGUGAUGACCUCUCUUGGUCUUAUGUCCAAACCAGGCAAUGGCAGUUCACAGUAUCAUGUGGCCAUCACAGUGCUAGUCUGUAAUUGUGGCUGAUACAGAAUUGCUAUCUGACUGCCCCAAAACACUAGUCACAGUGCUUCAGAAAUCCAUCUUAAUUGUGUUGUUUUUUUGCCAUGUGGAAGCCUUAAGCCUGUGUUGGUUUGCGUGUCAUCAAUUGACCUUGAAAUGUGACCUCCAUAUAGGAACAGUGAGUGUUAUACAUUAAAGUUAAACAAGUGACAACGUUUUGGUUUUGCCUGAAAAGUUGGAUCCAGAUGGUUGAAAUAGGCUUUCGUCGCCUAGAUUGGCAGCAAGUGCAUAUUUGUUGUGAACUUACAUAAUAAGCCUGCAUUGGCUGUCAAUUCUAAAUUUGGAUUGUGAAAAAUCACAAAUUUGCCUGUAAUGUUAAACACAAUCUGUUAAUUAUUUUCAAUUUGAAAGGGGACUGACAUCAUGCAACCAUUGAAUGUCCAAUAGUGCAUGGUUGUUUGCUAAGAAGAGUGUCAUGGCGUGCAAAUGGAACGUUUAUAUCCUAAUGCUUUUGUUUCUUGCAAUGAUUUGCAUUUACCAGUGUUAGGGAAAUUAGGGGCUGUUGUGUUGUUUUGAUAAAAAAAACAAAAGCCUAGUUUGUGCACAAAUUUGAUUGAUGGAGAUUUCUGGCCUUUGUUUAUUGUCUCAAGCUAGACAUUGUAUUGUAUAUUGAAAUACUUUAUUUUAAUAGAUUGAUAACUUCAUUCAAUGAUUUGCCAAUUUGUUCUGUGUGAACCCAAUAAAUACUGUAUAAACAUUGUGAA
Clupea harengus (Atlantic herring) is the source of this 3003-nucleotide messenger RNA. RefSeq names its product pyridoxal (pyridoxine, vitamin B6) phosphatase (gene pdxp). Lineage: Eukaryota; Metazoa; Chordata; Actinopteri; Clupeiformes; Clupeidae. The record is from RefSeq and is a predicted model, not a curated record. Gene Ontology annotation, molecular function: phosphatase activity. Gene Ontology annotation, cellular component: cytosol; cytoplasm.